CGAAUACUAUAAGAAUGGGGACCUGUCCUUUAAAUACGUGAAAACCUUCAACAUGGACAAGUACGUGGGCCUUCCUCGAGAACAUCCAGAGAGCUACCAUUCCUUCAUGCGGAACAAUUUCUUCAAGCACAUUGACAUCCACCCUGAAAACACCCACAUUCUGGAUGGGAAUGCGGCUGACCUGCAGGCUGAGUGCGAUGCCUUUGAGGAGAAGAUCCAGGCUGCAGGCAAGAUUGAACUCUUUGUUGGAGGCAUUGGCCCCCAUGGACACAUUGCCUUCAAUGAGCCGGGCUCCACUCUGGUGUCCAGGACCUGGGUGAAGACUCUGGCCAUGGACACCAUCCUGGCCAACGCUAGGUUCUUUGAUGGAGAUCUCGCCAAGGUGCCUGCCAUGGCCCUAACCGUGGGUGUAGGCACUGUCAUGGAUGCUAAAGAGGUGAUGAUCCUCAUCACAGGUGCUCACAAGGCUUUCGCUCUGUACAAAGCCAUGGAGGAGGGCGUGAACCAUAUGUGGACUGUGUCGGCCUUCCAGCAGCAUCCCCGAACCGUGUUUGUAUGUGACAAGGAUGCCACCCUGGAGCUCAAAGUGAGGACAGUCAAGUAUUUCAAAGGUUUAAUGCUCGUUCACAACAAGUUGGUGGACGCCCUGUACAGUAUCAAGGAGAAGGAAAUUUAGAAAAGCCAGUCUGCUAAGAAGCCAUACAGUGACUAGCCUGUGCUGGGCGUGGCACUGAGUACCUCAGAGGGA
Molecule: messenger RNA, 748 nt
Organism: Acomys russatus (golden spiny mouse)
Lineage: Eukaryota; Metazoa; Chordata; Mammalia; Rodentia; Muridae
Product: glucosamine-6-phosphate isomerase 1-like
Exons: 1
Coding region: 53-676 (207 amino acids)
Biological process (GO): N-acetylneuraminate catabolic process; D-glucosamine catabolic process; N-acetylglucosamine catabolic process
Cellular component (GO): cytoplasm
Molecular function (GO): identical protein binding; glucosamine-6-phosphate deaminase activity
Source: RefSeq, a predicted model, not a curated record